Trichoplax adhaerens is the source of this 1368-nucleotide messenger RNA. RefSeq lists its product as uncharacterized. The record is from RefSeq and is a predicted model, not a curated record. Gene Ontology annotation, cellular component: Golgi membrane. NCBI's taxonomy places the organism in Eukaryota, Metazoa, Placozoa, Uniplacotomia, Trichoplacea, Trichoplacidae. The coding region runs from base 1 to 1368 and encodes 455 amino acids. Gene Ontology annotation, biological process: regulation of ARF protein signal transduction; regulation of endocytosis. The transcript has 4 exons. Gene Ontology annotation, molecular function: GTPase activator activity.
AUGGCUAGUCCUCGAACACAGCGACUUUUAAGAGAAUUACGCUUUAAAGAUGAUAACAAUCUAUGUUUCGAAUGCGGUGCUCACAGUCCUCAAUGGGCCUCCGUUAGUUAUGGCACAUGGAUCUGUUUAGAAUGCUCUGGUAAACAUCGAGGUCUUGGUGUUCAUAUCAGUUUUGUAAGAUCAACUUCCAUGGACAAGUGGAAGGAUAAAGAAUUAGCAAAGAUGAGGACUGGCGGAAACCGACAAGCCAAGGAAUUUUUUAAAUCUCAGGGCGAUAUUUAUGAUGGAAUCAAUAUAAAAGAAAAGUACCAAUCUAGGACAGCUGCACUAUAUCGUGAUAAGAUCGCUACUUUAGCAGAUGGUCGUACUUGGUCAAUGGAAGCUUCACCUGCGUUUAAUUAUGAACCACCGAAAGAGACAGCAUCUGUUGAUCCUAGGCUAGGUAUCUCGAAUGAAGAAAUUGCUAAUAAACGUGACGAUUUCUUUCGCAGAAAGCAGGAAGAAAACUCUCAAAAAUCAAAUGAUCUACCACCUAGCCAAGGAGGACGUUACGUCGGAUUUGGAUCUAAAAAGGAGGUUCCCAACAACGCUAAUAAAAACGAAUUUAUAGAUAACGCUUGGUCAAGUUUUUCAUCGGGCUGGACCUCAUUUACUGCAGGAGCUUCUAAAUUUGGUGGUGUUGUACAAGAUCAAGCUGUAAAGUUUGGCUCAUCUAUCAAUGAUAGCGUUUUCAAACCUGUUGGUGAGAAAGCUAAGGAAUUUGGGACAACUUUCGAUCAAACUGUAGUCAAACCAACCAAGCAAAAGAUUAAUGAUUCUAAAAUACUCGACAAUAUGUCAACAUCUAUGACUACAUUUGCAACAAAAAUAAAAACUGCUGGCGAAAGUGGAAUGACUGAAAUACAAACUUUAAUGAAGGGGAAACAAAGGGAAGAAGUAAAUACUGAGGGAAUGGACAACGAUCAUGAUCCAUAUGAUGAUGAUGUCUUGACAGAGGAAACGAAAAAUUUUAGUAUUGAAGAUGAUGGAGGCGAUGAAUGGAACUCUUGGGGUAAAUAUGACGGCUGGGGACAGCCUAAUUCUGAAAAUAAGCAGUAUUCAUCAAAAUUCGACGUACAAACUUCAGAUCAACCUGAUACAAAAGCUACUCAUACAUCGACGAAAAAGGUACAAGCAGAUAGUGAGUGGAAUGAGUUUGUGAUAGGAUCUAGAUCUACAGCUAAGCAAACUGACGCUAAAGAUAAGAAGGAUGAUAAUAGUGGCUGGAAUGAUGAUUGGGAUGCAAUGCUAAAUUCGGAUACCGACGUUAGUAGUGCUGGUAUGAAAUUAAAAACUGAUACGAAAGUAGUUUCAAAAAAAUCAGAAUAG